Molecule: messenger RNA, 3386 nt
Organism: Tachyglossus aculeatus (Australian echidna)
Lineage: Eukaryota; Metazoa; Chordata; Mammalia; Monotremata; Tachyglossidae
Gene: FRMD4B
Product: FERM domain containing 4B
Exons: 23
Coding region: 1-3102 (1033 amino acids)
Biological process (GO): establishment of epithelial cell polarity
Cellular component (GO): cytoskeleton; bicellular tight junction; adherens junction
Source: RefSeq, a predicted model, not a curated record
AUGCCUUCCGUCUUCAUGUGUGGACUGGAAGACCUGCUUUUCAGUGGGAGCCGUUUCGUGUGGAACAUGACAGUGGCCGCGGUGAGAAGGUGGUACGCCGAGAGGCGGAGGACCUGCCAGCAGGUCCUGAGGACGCGCUGUGGGCUGAGAGAAGUUUACCAGAUGACGGAGGGCAGGCAUUGUCAGGUGCACCUCCUUGAUGACAGGACACUGGAACUGUUGGUUCAGCCCAAACUUUUGUCACGGGAAUUGCUGGACUUGGUGGCUUCACAUUUCAACCUUAAAGAAAAGGAUUACUUUGGAAUAACAUUUAUAGAUGAUACGGGUCAGAACAUCUGGCUGCAAUUAGAUCACCGAGUGCUUGACCAUGACUUGCCCAAGAAAACAGGCCCAGCAACGCUGUACUUUGCAGUUAGGUUUUACAUUGAGAGCAUAUCAUUUUUAAAGGACAAGACCACCGUGGAACUGUUUUUUCUUAAUGCGAAAUCAUGCGUACACAAGGGGCAGAUUGAGGUAGAAAGUGAAACGAUUUUUAAAUUAGCGGCACUGAUUUUACAGGAAGCUAAAGGGGACUACACCAGUGAUGACAAUGCCAGGAAGGACCUAAAGACACUACCAGCAUUUCCAACCAAAACUCUUCAGGAACACCCAUCUCUAGCUUAUUGCGAGGGCCGAGUCAUCGAACAUUAUUUGAAAAUCAAAGGUCUGACGCGAGGCCAAGCGAUUGUUCAGUACAUGAAAGUAGUAGAAGCUCUACCUACAUAUGGAGUCCAUUACUACAGAGUAAAGGAUAAACAAGGGAUUCCUUGGUGGCUUGGAAUCAGCUAUAAGGGAAUUGGACAAUACGAUAUACAAGACAAGGUGAAACCUCGGAAAUUAUUUCAGUGGAAACAGCUGGAGAAUUUGUAUUUCCGUGAGAAGAAAUUUGCUGUUGAAGUUCAUGAUCCACGCCGGAUUUCGGUAUCAAGAAGAACCUUUGGGCAAAGUGGACUGGUGGUGCAAACGUGGUAUGCGAACACGUCUCUGAUCAAAUCCAUCUGGGUCAUGGCAAUCAGUCAGCAUCAGUUUUACCUGGACCGAAAACAGAGCAAAGCAAAAAUUCCCUCAGCCAGGAGUCUGGAUGAUAUUGCAAUGGAUCUGACAGAGACGGGAACACCAAAGGUCUCUAAACUGGUAACUUCAGAGGCAAAGAAUCAGUUUAUUAUGGCAAGCAAUGGAAGUUUAAUCUCUUCAGUUUCCCAAGAUUCAGAAAUCAGCGAGGAGCAAAAGAAAGAGAAAAUAGUUGAACUCAAGAAAAAGGAAAAGUUGUUGCAAGAAAAACUUCUAAAAAAAGUGGAGGAGCUCAAGAUGAUUUGUUUGAGAGAGGCGGAGCUUACUGGUAAAAUGCCAAAAGAGUAUCCACUGAAUACAGGAGAAAAACCUCCACAAGUCAGAAGGCGGGUAGGCACUACAUUCAAAUUAGAUGACAACUUGCUUCUAAGUGAAGAGGAUCCUACUUUGCAAGACCUGGAGAGCAAUUUCAUUAUACAGCAAAAAUUGGUAGAGGCUGCAAAGAAACUUGCUAGCGAGCCAGACCUAUGCAAAAAUGUAAAGAAAAAAAGAAAGCAAGAUUACAGUGAUGCAGUGAAAAAGCUCCAAGAAAUUGAGAACACAAUAAAUGAAUACCGAAUAAAAUUUGGCAAGAAACCAACUCAGAAAACAACACUAAUUUUACCAGAAGACAUAAUUCCAUCUGAGAGCAGUUCUUUGUCUGAUACUACUACCUAUGAUGAUGCCUGUGACACACUCAAUCUUCCCGGACAGCGAUCAAAUUCAGUUCCCCAUUCUCCAAGACUUCCUCCUCCCAAAUCCCUUGGUAUUGAGAGACUCCACCUCAGAAAAUCAUCUAUGAAUGAACAGUUCCUGGAAACUAGGCAGUCCAGAGAGAUGUUGUCAGCCCACAGCAGUCCUUAUAAAACUCUGGAGAGGCGACCCCAGGGAGGAAGGAGCAUGCCGACUACACCGGUUCUAACACGCAAUGCCUACAGCAGCAGCCACUUAGAGCCAAAUGCUUCCUCACAACACUCUAGACAGCGUAGCGGAAGCUUGGAGUCACAGACACACCUGCUGUCCGAGAUGACCAAUGACAAGCCAUUAUUCUCCCUUUCAAAAUCCCAAAGAAGUAGCAGCAUUGAAAUCCUAGAUGAUGGAUCAUCCUAUACCAGCCAAUCAAGCACAGAAUAUUAUUGUGCAACUCCCAGUGCAGGUUCAUACUAUACGACACAAACUCUUGACACUCGCACAAGGGGACGAAGAAGGUCUAAAAAACAGAAUGUUUCCACUUCAAAUUCGGGUAGCAUGCCCAACCUAGCACAAAAAGAGGCCAGGAAUGGGGUCUACCAGAAAAGUCAGGAACAACCGUCUUCCAGUUAUUACAUUUCUGGAUAUCCGCCUUACGCUGAAAACAAUCUUUAUUACAACGGAGGAUAUGUUUAUGAAAAUGAUACUGAGGGACAGUACAGUGUGAAUCCUUCCUAUCGUGCCUCAGCACAUUAUGGAUACGACCGUCACAGGGAAUAUAGAUCCUACCAUGAAGACGAGAUGGACCGGGUGCCCCACAACCCAUAUGCAACUCUCCGACUUCCAAGGAAGACAACUACUAAAUCAGAGCACAUAACCAAAAAUAUUCACAAGGCCUUAGUAGCAGAGCACCUCCGUGGUUGGUAUCAACGUGCAUCAGGUCACAAAGAUCAGGGUCAUAGCCUUCAGGCAGGCUUUGAUUCCGACAGAGGAUCACAGCGAAGCCUGGGAUUGGCCAGUCUGCAAGUACCCUGCUCCCCAAGCAGUAGAGCAUCUUCUUAUUCUUCAGUGUCUUCCACAAAUACAUCUGGAAACUGGAGAACCCAGAUUACAAUGGGAUUACCUGAGUAUGAUACUGUCUCCCAUUCUUCCUACACCAGCUGCUACAGAAACGUUUAUAGCACCUUGCCACCUCCAAACAGGCCAUAUGCCGAGGCCAGUCAGCUGGACCAUGCAGAUGGGAACAGGUUGGAAAAUGAGUUGGACACUAAUGAGCAAAGAUUAUUUUGGCAUGAAGACUCCAAGCCUGGAACAUUAGUUUAAACUGCCACCCAAUCUUUUGACCAAACUCUGCCUUCUUACCCAUGUGUGCCUUGCACAGUAAGAUGUUCUUUCAAAGGACAUCUCCCUCUGGAAAUCUGAAAACAUCAAAAGCUGAAGAAGAGUUCAAAUGAACUGUCAGGGGAGCCUGUACAAAAAAAAAAACCAAAACAAACAACCCAAUAGCAUUUCUUUCCAAUUCAAGGCAGCACUAACUGAGCAAGGUCCAACCACAUUUUAACCAUCUCCAAGAUGGAGCUCUUGAUCCAAGAAUUUAUAUUUAGCAA